AUGGAUCGUGGAGCGAACGAAUAUAGUGAUUUAUUUUAUCACAGUGUUCAAGUAUUAAACAAUUAUACUGAUGAUGUAUCAGAAGAAAACUUCUUAGAACAAUAUUUUCAAGAAAACGAUGUUCCAGAUCGUGAUUUUAUAUCCACAGUUCUAUUCGAUUGUGUUCGUCAUUCAACAUUACUAAGAACAGUUAUGGAAAUAUUUUAUUCAACAGAUGGAAUCAACGUGAGAAGAUCAGAACAAAACAUGUAUAAAGUUAUAUCCUAUAUUAUCUUCUUUCAACUUGACACAGUUGGUUUGAAAUUAUUACGAGGAUUUAUCAACACCGUACAGUUACAUCGAAUGUAUCAGUUUUUACAAUUUUUAUUAAAUGACGAUAGACUAAUGGCUGUUAGAGAAGAAUGUUUGAAAUUAUAUGACAAAGAAUAUUUUGACGAGAAAAUUUACCGUGUGAUUAAAAGUCAUUUACCUCAUUUGAAAUCUGUCCUAUUGGACUUAACAGAUAUUGUCGAAGGCCGUUCAGCUCCUCGCCAAAUUCAACCACCCACAAAAACCAAACCAUUUAAAAUAACCUCACCCAAACAUCGGGCUGUACCCGUACCACAAAUUAUUCCAAAAAUGGAACGAAUUAAACCGGCACCAAAAACGACUUAUGAACCAUCACGAGAACGUAUUGAAUUAGAAAAAGUUCGUGAAGAAAAUCAUCGUAAAGCCAUAGAAAAACUGGAGCAUACACGAACGUUAAAAUAUGGUUUUAUGCAAACUGAAAAGUCUCAUAAGACACACGAAAAAUUAUCAAAAAUUGUUGAAGAUCGAGAAAAAAAUUUACAAUUUGAUAUAUUUCGAGCUAAUCCACCACCGAAACCACAAGUAAAUAAAAUACCCGUAAAAUUGAAUGUGGCAUCGGUAUUAAAAGAAAGUCAAUUGUAUCGUCGUCACGAAGAUGAAGUUCGUCGUCGUUUACAAGAAUAUGAAUUUGGUGCACGAGAUGCACAAGAAUUUCUUACAUGGCAGACAGAUAUGCGUAAAAAAGAUUAUGAUUCAGAUUUAUUAGAAUUAGAACGAAAACGUUUAGAAGGCAAAUUGAGUUAUGAAGAAGCUAUAUUAGCCAAACAACGUUUGCAAGAUGAAAAUAAACGAAUGGCAGAUGAAAUGAAAGAAAAAACACGAGAAAUUAUUGACGAUUAUGUUAAAGAAAAAGUUAAAGAUGAAAAAAGGAUGAAACAACUCAUCGAAGAAGUUAUUGACGGUCGUGAAAAUGCCAAAUUAGCUCAACAAAAACUUCAGCAAUAUAAAAAAGAUUUUGUCAAACAAUAUAAAGAAGAACUCAAAGAUAUGAUGAAACAAGCACUCGAAGAUGCUGAAGUUGAAAUGCGUCAACGUUUUGAAUUAAUUCAACAAAUUCGUGCUAUGGAAUCGGUACCAGUUGAUCGUUGGAAACCGGUUGAUCUUACAACAAUCGCUGGACAUGGUGUACUAGAUGAAAUGUCCAUAGCAGAAUUGAGAGAACGUCUGGAAUUGGUGAAAGAUGAACGGGAAAAAGAACGAGAAUUAAAACGUGAUCAAAUAAUCAAGGAAAAACAAGAUAAAGAAAAACAAAUAACAGAUACUGUACAAUAUAUUGUAAAAUUUAGAAAUGAAUUGACAACAGCGGCAGCUGUCAAAAAACAGCGUCAGAGUACAAGCGCACAACCGGCUGAUUUCACUAACAAACCUGAAAUUCAACAAUUGAAAAAUGAAUUGGAAACAAAACGAUCUAAGAGGCUAGAACAUCACAAACAACAACAAAAUUUACAACGAAAAAGUUCAUCUGCACUCACCACGAGCUCGUUAGGACCAUUAAACAUCUUGCAAGACCUUAUCACUUCUUAUCAAGUUGAUCUUGUAAGAUCAUACACCAGGGGUGGGCCAGAUAGGUCUGAGCCCUACCUAGCCCAAAAUCCUGGCUCCGCCACUGCAUUUAAAACAAAUGGAGAUAGCGAAAACAUCUACUUGGAACCAGAAUAUGAUGUUAGUACACAAAUUGUACCAUUUUUCGAUAUAUUAGCUGAAGAACUCGUAUUAUUAGCGAGAAAAUCGUCUCACCACAUUCGAUUGGCAAAGUUGCACGAUGAUGUUUUAUUUCUAAAAACAUUAGUCAUGCGAAAAUUUAAUCAAAUGACUAAACGAUUAGUUGAGAGUGAUAAUAGAAUAAAAACAAUUAAACAAAAAUGGGAUGAAAAAAGUUCCACAUCACAAUCAUCCAAUAAAAAACAGCAGCCAUACAAAAGCAAUAGCUCUUCUGUUAAUGGCGAUUUAAAUGUCACACAAGACUCAACUGAGAUAUCACGUCAUAAUACAUCCAAUGGUGCUGCCGAAGAAGUGUUAUCCUCCUCUUUUCUAUGCUGUAAUCGAAGUUUUCUUUCCUCUUCAUCGUGUUGUACAUCCACACCGGAAACAUUUCGUCGUCGUCUCGCUGAAAGUUCUGUAUCUACUAUUCACCAUUCCUCAUUGAUUCAAGAACAUUUUGUCUCUAUUCGAGAGCAAUUAUGUCUUUCAUGUUCAUCAUGUACAUGCUAUGAUGUUUUACGAAAUAAAAUUGAAUUAGAAUAUUUGACAUUGAGCUCAAAGACGGAUCAAUUCAAAUGUGACAAUGAACUUUUACAACGUUUACUAGCCGAAUGUAAAUAUUCGUAUGAACAACAAUAUUUGUUAUUUAGUCAAAAUGAACAGUAUCUCAUUGAAUUUGAGCAAACAAUUCGAUUACAAACCGAUUUAAUUCAAGUUUAUGAACAUUUAGUUGAUCUACUAGAGGCGAGUAAACGAAGUCAGAAAUGUGAAACAAUAGCUGGAGCAACAACAAUAGGAGGGAAAAAUGAAAUGUCGAUACACGUCGAUGAAAAUGGAAUACAUCAUCAACAUAUUUAUCAAAAAAUAAAUGAUUUAUCAACAGUUAAUAAUGAUGUGUAA
This is a messenger RNA of Didymodactylos carnosus, 2949 nucleotides long. The record is from the annotation of a GenBank genome assembly. NCBI's taxonomy places the organism in Eukaryota, Metazoa, Rotifera, Eurotatoria, Philodinida, Philodinidae.